Molecule: messenger RNA, 480 nt
Organism: Echinostoma caproni
Lineage: Eukaryota; Metazoa; Platyhelminthes; Trematoda; Plagiorchiida; Echinostomatidae
Source: the annotation of a GenBank genome assembly
CCCUCAGCUUUACACGAUGGUUUUUCGUUUCUGACACAACUACCUAGCAAUCCUGUGUAUGGCUUUUUACAGUUCAAAACCCCCGAUGAUAAUGGUCAAACCAAACGCGAAUGUGAUCGAAAAUCAAUAGACGAUGAUGCAGCAUCCGCGUUCAACUCCGGUGGUCCAGAAAUUGCUCCAGGGGAUAACAUGCCCGCCACAUUGUUUAACAGUCCAGACACAUGCUGUGAUCUGCUCCAAGUUCUCCAGAAACCACACAGUGAUCAGAAUUAUAGCCUGGAUACUCAAACUGCACUAGUUACCAUCCUAGUUGGUUCGCGGGAUGCGGUCCCAGAAGACACUAUUGUGCCUCGUGAAUUACUCACGGUGCUGCAGAAAGCAGGUGUUCGUAUUGAGCUAAUGCGCGAUUUCGUACAGCGCUGGAGAAAGUCUCGGCGUUCUUCUCAUCCCACCGGACAUUAUGAUGACGCACCUGGUUAG